UGCAUCGCUUCUGUUUUUCCCCCCUUUAUUUCUGGAUGCCUCUAAGACCAUUUCAAGCCUCAGUGAAGUUUUCCUGUGCUGUCAAGUGUUGGCAGUUAUUCUGCAAGAUGCUGGAAGUCCCUCCCUCACUACAUUAUGUUAGCCGAGAAGACACUGGCAGCAGUACGCAGGUUGGGGAGUGGUUCAAUGUUGGCUGAGUUUGACGUUUGGCCCCGCCCACUUGACCCUACAUUGAACUGCUGAAGAAGAAGUAUGUGCAUCUGAGAGAGAAGAGGCAGUACAGUUUGCAAAAUGGAGAGGAAGCGGAGGACUUGCCAGGGAGCAGGGAAUGUGGACUCCAUUCAACUACCCCAGCCACUCCUCAACAAGGUUGCCUUAUAUGAUACACUGGGAGUAAGAAUGGGGCUGGAAGAGGUCAGACCUUUUUUCACAGACUGAAUAAGGCCACGCCCCAUCAUGUCGAGACUGCGGACUGUGUUCAAUCCACCAACGCUGUGUUCAAAGGCACCCGGAGGGACCUGGCCAAUAGCAAGUCAACAAAGCUACGAUGGGCUGGAAAAGAAGCUAAAGGAAGUCUUCAGUGAACGGAGCAGCAUCCUGCACCAGCUCUCCAAGACAUCAAAGGAGCUGGACAGCAUAAAAGGCAACCUUCAGUCCCUGAAAAAUGAUGACUCAGUGGCCAAGAAGGAUGUGCAGAGGAUUCUGGAGCUCAGCCACAAACAGAGAGAGGAGAUGAAGUCCCUCCAGGCGGCCUUGCAGAAGCAGCUGGAUGAGGCAAAUGAGAGAGCAGAGAAGCAGCAGGCCACGAUCAAAUUUCUUAAAGUGGAGAUGGAGAAAAAGACCAAAAUCAUCAAGGAUUUACAGCAAGAGAACAAGAGCUUGAAAAAUAAACUGCUCUCUGGACACAAACUUUGUGACGCCUACGCUGAGGAGUCCAAAAAAAUCCAGGCUCAACUGAAAGAACUGCGGUACGGGAAAAAGGAUUUAAUUUUUAAGGGGCAGCAGCUAAUGGACUUGGAGCACAAGUUAACUAUAGCUAAGGAAGAACUGGAGAAGACUGCACUGGAUAAGGAGUCUCAGAUGAAGGCGCUGAAGGACACAGUUCACAUCUGCUUCUCAGCUGUCCUGCACAACCAGCCCAGCAGCAGCCACAGAUUCCCCGCCUCUCCUACCCACUUGUUCAGAUACUCAUCGCUCAUCAACAGCUCCAGAGUCACCUUUCAGCAGCCACAUGCCAAGGAUAUCUCUAAAGUUCAGAGAAUUGUCACAGCCACUAAAUCACCCGUGAACACUGGAGUAAUGAGGAGAGAGAGUGGCGGAGUCAAAGAGUGCCAGAUGGAAAAGGCCGGGGGCGACUGCUUCCAGAAUCAGACGGAGGGAUCAGCCCCGGAAAGUAAAAAGCUUCCAGAGCCACAGCAGCAAAGGAGCCAAGCGCAGACUGGAAAAUUCGACACAAAGCUCUCAGACGCCAGCGAGGAGGCAGAGGGAGGCAGCAGCAAAAAGACAAAGCCACAUGAAGACAACUGAGCGGACGGCCUAUCAUCCAAAAUGCAGAGCUCCUGCAUUGCCUGAAGAGCACACACUCGCGCACUCUCACAAAAAAAACAUAUGUGCGCCCACACACACACUCACUCACUCACUCACACACACACACACACACACACAAAUACACACACACAUACAUAUCAGCAUUGUUUGCGAAAGCUGAGACACUGGAAUUGUCAACAAAUUUCAAACAGUCAUCUGAACAGCUCCAUAGUAAAAUGGCAUGCAUUCUAGAAAUUCUUUUUAAAGGUAGCAAUGGCACUGGUAACUUGUUUCAUGAUUGUUCAUUUGUUGUUUACUUAUCCGAGUUUUAUUCUGAGUGAGGACACUGCUUUCUAAAUGUGUGAUCUUUCUAGAAAAAAAUCCCUUUGCACUGGUGAGGUCUGACACUGUAUCCUGUGAUAAAUAUAUCAAUUGACAAAUAAAAAAUACUACUAUUACUACUACAACUACUACUGAUACUACUACCCAACUUAGAAUAUUGUUUGUCACUCAUUGUAGCAAGGUUAAUUUACUCCUCCACGUUUUGAAAUAUAGAGGCUCAAGUUGGCUGGCCAACUGUUCAACAUUUAAUAUUUCAGCACUCUUUCUGCCUUUAACACUCCAGAGGCAAAGAGCCAAAGACUCACAAUGGGUCGUCUCCCUGAGAAUGUGCCAUGCACUGAGUAGUAACCCCUAGCUACAUGUAUCUGUGUUAUCUGACCUUUCUGUGUCCUUUCAAUAAACUGUAAUUUUCAGUAA
Acanthopagrus latus (yellowfin seabream) is the source of this 2286-nucleotide messenger RNA. RefSeq names its product leucine zipper protein 2 (gene luzp2). The coding region runs from base 457 to 1527 and encodes 356 amino acids. The record is from RefSeq and is a predicted model, not a curated record. The transcript has 16 exons. Lineage: Eukaryota; Metazoa; Chordata; Actinopteri; Spariformes; Sparidae.